AUGGCUACACUCUUGUUGAGACAUGUUGGCCAUCACUGCCUUCGUGCCCACCUUAGUCUUUGGCUGUGUAUCAGAAAUUCGUUUCUUCCCCUGGCUAUGUCAAUUUGCCACCAUGACACUGGUAAUCCCUUGAGUUCAGAGGUCUCUCUUUUUGGCUUUUUAGCCCUGUUCAUCCCUGGGAACUUUGAGUCUCUUUUGGAACCUGUGAAGUCCCUGUGUCUGGGGCCAGCCCUAAUCCACACAAUCAAGUUUGCUCUCAUCUUCCUUUUCAUGUAUCACACCUGGAAUGGGAUCCAACACUUGAUGUGGGACGUAGCAAAGGGCCUGAGAUGUCCCAGUUACAGCAGUCUGCAGUGA
Messenger RNA from Rhinolophus ferrumequinum (greater horseshoe bat), 357 nucleotides. Its product is annotated as succinate dehydrogenase cytochrome b560 subunit, mitochondrial-like. The record is from RefSeq and is a predicted model, not a curated record. The coding region runs from base 1 to 357 and encodes 118 amino acids. Gene Ontology annotation, biological process: tricarboxylic acid cycle; mitochondrial electron transport, succinate to ubiquinone. Gene Ontology annotation, cellular component: membrane. Lineage: Eukaryota; Metazoa; Chordata; Mammalia; Chiroptera; Rhinolophidae. The transcript is spliced from 2 exons. Gene Ontology annotation, molecular function: electron transfer activity; succinate dehydrogenase activity.